GCUUUGUUGAUUGUGGCACUGGUUAUUGUCAUUGCACCAAAACUAAUUUUCUUCUUACCAAAGAGGAUAAAAAUGAAGCCAUAGAAAUUAUUAAUCAAGGAUUAGAAAAAAGACAAGCGGAGGACAAAAGUAAAGAAGUUGUGACCGAAAAAGAUUUGCCACUAAUUUUACCUUCUUUACAAGAUUUUGCCCCUAAUCCUAAUCAUUAUUCUCCUUUACAAAAAGCCCCUGA
Messenger RNA from Ambispora gerdemannii, 232 nucleotides. Lineage: Eukaryota; Fungi; Glomeromycota; Glomeromycetes; Archaeosporales; Ambisporaceae. The record is from the annotation of a GenBank genome assembly.